Molecule: messenger RNA, 3005 nt
Organism: Conger conger (European conger)
Lineage: Eukaryota; Metazoa; Chordata; Actinopteri; Anguilliformes; Congridae
Gene: rexo4
Product: REX4 homolog, 3'-5' exonuclease
Exons: 8
Coding region: 339-1589 (416 amino acids)
Biological process (GO): DNA catabolic process; rRNA processing
Cellular component (GO): nucleus
Molecular function (GO): nucleic acid binding; 3'-5' exonuclease activity
Source: RefSeq, a predicted model, not a curated record
UCGUGUGGCAUUUCGGAAACAGCAUGGUGGAAAGAAGAACGUGGUAGUAUUUAUUUGUAUCAUAGUAAUGUAAGACGUAGGUAAAUGCAUCGAACUGCAUAUUAAAUAUACACAAUGUUGCAGUUUGCUGCCUGCCAAGAAAUUGUAACUCGCUAGCUAACCUACAGACAAUUUAACUUAGCUAAGAUAGUCAACUUAGGGUUAUCUCAACAGUUAGCUACUACUAGCUGGUUAAAUAAGUUAAUAGACAGCGAUUGAGAAAGCUACAUAGCCUCCUGGUCAAAAGAAGAUUUUGAAAUCGGAGUUAUUUGGUUACUGCCCAGCCGAAGUAGUUAACGAUGUCCAAAAUUAAGGCAAAACCGUCCGACACGGCUGUGGCAACGAAGGCGCCAAACUCUCAGAAGAGCAACCUAAAAUCUGGGAAGAAAAAGAGGUUUUGGAAAUAUAGUGAAAAUGUGGCAACAGCAAAUCAUACGAAGAAACCCAUAUUUGCUCUUCCUCCCAAGGAUCCCCAACUGUUCUCAACAAACUGGAAAACACUGCAAGAGACAUUAAAAAUGAGCACCAAGGUGAAAAGCACUGCAGCUGACCAAGUUGAUAAGGACCAGAGCUCCAGCCAAGGAAAAGUUCAGAAGAAACAUUCUGGACAUAUUCCUAAUAAGACUGGCAAACCACAGGUGUGCCCAAAAAACUCAUUAAAACUCAAUGAGAAUGGCAGUCAGCCCUCUGUGUCCAAACCGUCCAAGGCCCUGAAAAGAAAGUGUACAGAUGGAAAGGUGCCGACAGAGACCACUGAACCGAAAAGUAAAAAGAAAAAGGAGAAGAAGGCUGAGGAACAGGCUGUGAAGAAGCCAACUGAGGAAGAUCUCUGGUUUGAUGAUGUGGACCCAGAUGACAUUGAGGCCACGGUGGGGACCGAAGCCGCUGACAUCAUCCGCAGGAGACGCGGGACAAAGACGGACCGGCAGUCCACUGAUGCCGCCCUUGUGAAGGACCGUGCUUUUGAGGGACUGACCAGAGCGGUGGCUAUGGACUGUGAGAUGGUUGGGGUUGGGCCUGAUGGUGAGGAAAGCAUUGUGGCCAGGGUAUCUCUUGUGAACCAGUUUGGAAAGUGCAUCUAUGACAAAUACGUCAAGCCCACAGAGCGAGUGACUGACUACAGGACAGCAUUCAGUGGUAUCCGGCCAAAAGACAUCAUCAAUGGGGAAAAUGUGAAGACUGUACAGAAGGACGUGGCUGAUAUUUUACAGGGAAGAGUUCUUGUGGGACAUGCCAUACACAAUGACCUCAAGAUUUUGUUCCUAGAUCACCCAAAAAAGAAAAUCCGCGACACACAGAAAUACAAGCCAUUUAAGAAAACUGUAAAGAGUGGUCGGCCUUCAUUAAAACUUCUCUGUGAGAAGAUACUCCAUGUCAAAGUCCAGCAAGGUGAACAUUCAUCUGUACAAGAUGCCCAAGCAACCAUGCGUCUGUACACAUUAGUGAAGAAGCAGUGGGAGAUGGACAUCAAAGCCAGGCACAAAACAGCCGAAUCGACAAAGGAAAAGACUGAAAGAAAACCCAGGCUUCCAAAGAGCAAAUCAGACUGAGGAGUGUAAUGUGUCUGGUGUAAAACUGAAAUAUUUUUGGAACCACAUUUACUCUGUUUAGAGUAUGCUUUUUCAGUCACUUGAAGAAAACUUGGACUAUGCUGAAGAAUGACACACAUGCCGAGGAAGAAGAGACUGUAUAAGCUUUUAAAGCCAUCUCUCCAUACGUCGGUACUCCAAGGAGUUGCCGUAAAAUAGUGGUGCAUCCACAGUACUAGUACUGCUUGGGAUGAGAACCACAGCCGUGCCCCACUGGAUUGCAUAACAGUUUAUUUGAGCUCAGUCGCUGACAAACAAGUGCAACAAGUGCACUAACGUAGAAUAAGACAUAGACUGUACUUGGCACCGAUGGGUGUGACUUGCUAUUUUACUGUAGUUGAAUGACUAAAUACAUUUGCUCAUUCAUUCACUCUGUUUACAUCUUGUGACAUACUUGCUGGUUUGGAGUUUUCAUGUUCUCACGCUCCUGGUAUGGAAUUAAUCUGAUAAUUUGAUAAUUGGCUCUUUCUGAGAGGUGUCGAGUCCUUUUUUCACCCAGUCUGUCCUAUCACCAGUCGGUACUAAAUUAUAUUAUGUAUUGUGGGUGGUGCCUAGGUGUUUUGCGUUGUGCUUAUCUGGUUUAUCAUUGCCUCCCGGGUGAAGCCAGCUGACCAAAAAUAACUUCUCUUUUUUGUUGGUGACUGUGCACAUGACUAUGUACCUUUUAUUUUAGUUUUGUGCACUUUCAUUUUCACACCUGUUUUGACAGCAUGCAAACUCAAAUGAACAAAUAUCGAUACAGAUAUUGAUAUUAACACAGAUGUUUGCAGUAUGGUUAGCAUUCCUAUCUCACCCAAAUUAAUUUAUAGUUCUACACACAAGCAGUAUUUUUGAGUAGUUUUUUGACUGAGUGAAACUACUUUUCAAAAAAUCUAUGUAUGGGUGACCAAAAUGGACCUGGCCUGGAAUUAUUCAUUUCUGUGCCCCGGUGUAUGAGCCAGAGCUGCUGAGGCCAGGUUAUUCUGUAUUACUUUGCCAUAAAACAGUUUGCUAGUCCUCAUGUCGAGAUGUGCUCUGGAGUUUUUCUUUCCUGUGGGGGAAAAAAAGCCAACCACGCAUUUCAGAACACAGAAUCAAGUGCUAGUCAGUACCAAAACCAUACUAUCCUUUUGAAUUUUUAAGUCUAGGUAGAUUAAAUAUUUUUUAAAAAUGUAACUUUCACUUUGCUGCCAUCUAGUGAAAAAUGGGCCUUGUUGAUUAUAUUGUGUAUUUACAUUCUCUCUGCAUCCAGUUGCUCAUGCCAUGAUGUAUUAAUGCUAGUGUGCACCUGUCUUAUGGGUAUUGAAGCAGGAAGCAACUGGCUUUCCUACUGCAGUGUGAAAGGUCAGGCCUGAACUUAUUUUCUGUGUCGUUCCAACAUUUCAGACCAAUAAAACA